Molecule: messenger RNA, 684 nt
Organism: Funneliformis mosseae
Lineage: Eukaryota; Fungi; Glomeromycota; Glomeromycetes; Glomerales; Glomeraceae
Source: the annotation of a GenBank genome assembly
AUGUCUGACAAUAAAAAAAAAGUAGACAAAGUUGAUAUAAAAUCUGAUAAUUAUAAGAAUAAUGCUAGUAAAUGGAUAGAAAAUGCACUAAAAAGUGAAAAAGUUAAAUUUAUACCAUUUAAUCAAUUAAUAAAUUCUAAACAACUUACUAAUGGAGGAUUUGGAUCUAUUAUGAAAGCAACUUGGAUUAAAACAGGAAAUUGUAUUAUUUAUAAAAAGUUAACUAAUAUACAAUCUAUUAAAGAUUUAAGUUUUCAAUAUGAAAAAGCUUCAGAUAUUUAUAGUUAUGGUGUAUUGAUGUGGGAAAUUUCUAGCGGAAUUCCUCCAUUUAAAAAUUUUACUAGUAAAUGUGAUCAGGAUUUACUCUAUUUUAAUAUUCCUAAAGGAUACCGUGAAAAUACUAUAGAAGGCACACCUGAAGAUUAUAAGGAACUUUUUGAAAAAUGCUGGAAUUCUAUACCUGAGAAAAGACCAAAUAUUAAAAAAGUAUUAGAGGAAUUUAAAAAAAUGGGUUUUGGAAUCGAUGAUGUUGAUAAUUCAACUUAUGAGGAUUCAGCUCCUAAAGAAACCGAAAUAAGUAUUAAAAAUAUUUCGGCUGAAGAACAAACCAAUGAAUUGAAUCGACUUUUAGAUACGCAUGAUGAUUUAAUUAGUAAGUUAUUUAAAAUACCUUUGGCAUUUUAA